GGCUACAAGCUUCAAAUGUCCCUUCAGACGGAAAGAAGAAGGGAAGGAGAUUUUCACAUCCAUCUGAUGUAGAGAGAACGCCGGUUGCCACCUCCGCGGUCACCGGGACUACGCUCUCUCCGUUGGAUGACCCAAGACACAAAAUAAGAAGGGCGAGUCUUAACACUGAAUUCAUCACUCGUCCUAGGCGGGAGUCUCCCUCUUCGUUGGAAGGCAGACCGCGUGUCAAUCCACAGAGACUACCAGAGGAAGAAGAGGACGACACAUCCGAAAUGGGUUCAGGAGAAGGUCCACCGUCUACUUCAGAGCAAGACGAACUUCAAAGUACCUCUAUGAAGAGGAAAGACGAUAUGCUUCAUCCUCACCCUGGGCAUGCCAAGGGACUAUCACUCAGCUCUAGCAUGGAUACUACCCUGAUGUCGACUUCGGGUACUUCGGCUGCUUCAAGGUCUUCUGGAAAUUUCAACAACGGGACUAGUGUCUCAUCAUCAUCGAGAGGCUUUGAAGUAGUCCGUGGGGGAAAGGGCGUCGAAUUAGGCGGUGGUUCCUUUACAGAGGGCUCGGCAUCCAAGACGAAUUGGAUCUAUACCAAUGGUCAACCAAUGCUCCGUCCCUUUGAGACGGUGGUUUUCCAAACCCCCGUCACAACCAAACUAAAGCGCGGUAUCUUACCGGCCAAGCAACGUCGCCGUUCAUUAGUGCUUACAUCCGAGGGUCGCCUGGUCUGUAUCAAAGAGCUGAAAUCUUCAACGGGCCGAAAGAAGGCUCAGUUGGAAGAGGAACUCGUUCUCAAGUCCAUCUCGUCUAGAGAUAUGGAGAAAGUACAAACUGGAGACAAAGUAUCGUCCAUGAUCACUUCGGAUCCCCAAGGCAGCAUUUCAACUGCUGCCUCAUCUAAUGCUGCCUCAUCUUCGCCAUCCAAACGAUCUUCUAUCAUAGGGAUAUCUCUACCCAGUGGUAAUUCAAUCACCUCUGCCUUACCCAACAUCUUAUCAUCUGGGCAAACCCCUAAUCAACCUACACCGUCCUCUUCUACGAGCCACACCCCAGCGGAUCGUACAAACGCAAUCACCAACGUUGAAGCCAAGGGUGAUACCGCGUUUGCUAUCUAUUUCGGAGAAAGGGUAUCGGUCUACAAUGUCGAAUCUUCAGCCGUGGCAAAGUCUUGGAUAGAGAUGUUGACAAGCUCGAUGGAGGAUCAGAAAGGCAGUCCUGCAUAA
Molecule: messenger RNA, 1220 nt
Organism: Acaulospora colombiana
Lineage: Eukaryota; Fungi; Glomeromycota; Glomeromycetes; Diversisporales; Acaulosporaceae
Source: the annotation of a GenBank genome assembly